CGGCGGGCUGUGAUUGGACGAAAACAAGGAAGUAGCUCCUCAGUUCAGGCAUUUGUCAACAUAACAUGGCUGGAGUGUAGUCAGCUGUUUAUAGGACAGACUGAAGGAGACACGUCUGUUUUUAUGUUGACUUGUGAAAGUUCUAAGUGCUUUCUGCCGUUUAAUGGGCGUUAUGAAGACACACUGAAGACAGAAUGCACAAACUCGGGGCAGCGACGUUGUCCUUAAACAGGAUUGGCUGGAGUUUUAUUGCACAAAAACGCCUGUGCGCUAAAAAAGUCGUGGGUGUCAGAUCUUUAAGCACCAAUAAGAAUGAUGUUUAUGAUGUUAUAAUAUCAGGAGGAGGGAUGGUGGGCUCUGCUAUGGCCUGUUCUCUAGGAAUGGAUCCCAACUUAAAUGGUAAGAAGAUUCUGCUGCUUGAAGCCGGUAACAAGAAGGAGAUGGACAAGGUCCCAAAGAUGUACAGCACCAGAGUCAGCUCCAUCAGUCCAGGUUCUGCCACCCUCCUCAGCGGUAUUGGAGUGUGGGACCACAUCACGAAGAUGAGGUGCAAACCAUACAAAAAGAUGCAGGUUUGGGACGCCUGCUCAGACGCCCUGAUCACGUUCGAUAAGGAGAACCUGCAGGAUGAGAUGGCAUACAUCGUGGAGAAUGACGUCAUCGUGGCCGCACUCACUAAACAGCUCGACAGCCUCUCGGACAAUGUGCACGUUAAGUACAGGUCCAAGAUCGUGAAGUAUACGUGGCCCAUGAUCCAUCAGGUGGUAGACUCCAUACCUUGGGUCCAGGUCACCUUAGCGAAUGGCGAAACUCUUCAGGCCAAGCUACUGAUUGGUGCCGAUGGACCAAACUCGAUGGUGAGGCAGGAAUUGGGGAUACAUACAGUCAAGUGGGAUUAUGACCAAGCGGCUGUGGUGGCCGUGCUGCAUCUAUCCGAGCCCACAGAAAACAGUGUCGCAUGGCAGAGGUUCCUCCCAACUGGACCCAUUGCGAUGUUACCGCUGUCAGACACUCUGAGCUCUCUGGUGUGGUCGACCAACCAUCACCUGGCGAAGGAGCUGCUAGAGCUGGAUGAGGAGAGUUUUGUGGAUGCCGUCAACUCAGCCUUCUGGAGUAAUGAGAACCAUUCAGAGUUCAUGGAGAAGGCCGGGGUGCUGUUCCACAGCACCAUGUCUGUCCUCAUGCCGUCUGCAGGUUCGCCUCGACAGCUCCCCCCGAGCGUAGCCAAGAUUGGCCCAAAGAGCCGGGUCAUGUUCCCGCUGGGCAUGGGUCAUGCAUCAGAGUACAUCAGACACAGAGUGGCACUGAUUGGGGAUGCGGCGCAUCGUGUUCAUCCUCUGGCAGGUCAGGGAGCCAAUCUGGGCUUUGGGGAUGUGGCUUGCCUCACACAGCUCCUGAGCCAGGCGGUGUUUAACGGGAAGGACCUGGGAGCGAUGCAGCAUCUGUUAGAGUAUGAAACUGAACGCCAGCGAUGCAAUCUACCCAUGAUGGCAGCCAUCGACUUCAUGAAGCGCCUUUAUUCCACGAGCGCCUCUCCUGUGGUCCUCCUACGCACCUUCGGCCUGCAGGCGACCAACAUGAUGCCUGUUCUAAAAGAGCAGAUCAUGGCAUUUGCAAGCAAGUGAUACAUUUUGUCAUCAAGUUGACCAUUGAUGGAUCUCUGGAGCCCGUAAGAUGUAAAUUCUGUGGAAUCACCUCAUGCACAAAACA
Messenger RNA from Thalassophryne amazonica, 1710 nucleotides. RefSeq names its product coenzyme Q6 monooxygenase (gene coq6). Gene Ontology annotation, molecular function: 2-octaprenyl-6-methoxyphenol hydroxylase activity; FAD binding; oxidoreductase activity, acting on paired donors, with incorporation or reduction of molecular oxygen, NAD(P)H as one donor, and incorporation of one atom of oxygen. The transcript is spliced from 12 exons. The record is from RefSeq and is a predicted model, not a curated record. The coding region runs from base 195 to 1625 and encodes 476 amino acids. Gene Ontology annotation, cellular component: mitochondrion. Gene Ontology annotation, biological process: ubiquinone biosynthetic process. NCBI's taxonomy places the organism in Eukaryota, Metazoa, Chordata, Actinopteri, Batrachoidiformes, Batrachoididae.